Lepus europaeus (European hare) is the source of this 5087-nucleotide messenger RNA. RefSeq names its product astrotactin 2 (gene ASTN2). Lineage: Eukaryota; Metazoa; Chordata; Mammalia; Lagomorpha; Leporidae. The record is from RefSeq and is a predicted model, not a curated record. The transcript has 23 exons. The coding region runs from base 1 to 4026 and encodes 1341 amino acids. Gene Ontology annotation, molecular function: protein binding. Gene Ontology annotation, biological process: neuron cell-cell adhesion; neuron migration.
AUGGCCGCCGCCGGCGCCCGGCGCAGCCCCGGCCCCGGCUCGGGGCUCUGGGGGCGGCCGAGGCUCGGCUUCCACCCGGGGCCGCCGCCGCCGCCACUGCUGCUGUUCCUGCUCCUGCUGCCGCCGCCGCCGCUGCUGGCCGGCGCCACAGCCGCCUCGCGGGAGCCCGACAGCCCGUGCCGGCUCAAGACAGUCACGGUGUCCACUCUGCCCGCCCUGCGGGAGAGCGACAUCGGCUGGAGCGGCGCCCGCGCUGGGGCCGGAACUGGGACCGGGGCUGGAGCGGCCGCCGCCGCCGCCUCCGCGGCUGCGGCCGCGUCCCCGGGCUCCGCGGGCUCUGCCGGCACCGCGGCGGAGUCGCGCCUCCUGCUCUUUGUGCGUAACGAGCUGCCCGGGCGCAUCGCGGUGCAGGACGACCUGGACAACACCGAGCUGCCCUUCUUCACCCUAGAGAUGUCUGGCACAGCGGCGGACAUCUCGCUGGUGCACUGGAGACAGCAGUGGCUGGAGAAUGGCACCUUGUACUUCCACGUGUCCCUGAGCAGCUCUGGGCAGUUGGCCCGAGCCACCGCCCCCACGCUCCAGGAGCCAUCGGAGAUUGUCGAGGAGCAGAUGCACAUCCUUCACAUUUCCGUGAUGGGUGGUCUCAUUGCUCUGCUGUUGCUGCUGCUUGUGUUCACUGUGGCGCUGUAUGCCCAGCGGCGCUGGCAGAAGCGUCGCCGCAUCCCACAGAAGAGUGCAAGCACAGAAGCCACCCAUGAGAUCCACUAUAUCCCUUCUGUGCUGCUGGGUCCCCAGGCCCGAGAGAGCUUCCGUUCCUCCCGGCUGCAGGCCCACAAUUCUGUCAUCGGCGUGCCCAUCCGAGAGACCCCCAUCCUGGAUGACUAUGACUAUGAGGAAGAUGAGGACCCUCCCCGGCGGGCCAACCAUGUCUCUCGGGAGGAUGAAUUUGGCAGCCAGGCGACCCAUGCCCUGGACAGCUUGGGACGGCCAGGAGAAGAGAAAAGGGACUUUGAGAAGAAAGCAGCAGCAGAAGCGACGCAGGAGACAGUGGAAUCCCUGAUGCAGAAGUUCAAGGAGAGUUUCCGCGCUAACACGCCCAUCGAGAUCGGUCAGCUGCGGCCAGCCCCACGCGCCUCGGCUGGGAAGCGGAAGCGGAGGAGCAGAUCUCGAGGGGGAAUCAGCUUUGGGAGAACCAAGGGGAACUCGGGUUCAGAAGCCGAUGAUGAAACCCAGCUGACAUUCUACACAGAGCAGUACCGCAGUCGCCGCCGCAGCAAAGGUUUGCUGAAAAGCCCAGUGAACAAGACUGCCUUGACACUGAUUGCUGUGAGCUCCUGCAUCCUGGCUAUGGUGUGUGGAAGCCAGAUGUCCUGUCCACUCACCGUGAAGGUGACUCUGCAUGUGCCCGAGCACUUCAUUGCAGACGGGAGCAGCUUCGUGGUAAGCGAAGGGAGCUACUUGGACAUCUCUGACUGGUUAAACCCGGCCAAGCUAUCCCUGUAUUACCAGAUUAAUGCCACCUCCCCAUGGGUGAGGGACCUCUGUGGACAGAGGACAACAGAUGCUUGUGAGCAGCUCUGCGACCCUGAAACUGGAGAGUGCAGCUGCCAUGAAGGCUAUGCCCCCGACCCCGUUCACAGACACCUGUGCGUGCGCAGUGACUGGGGGCAGAGUGAAGGACCUUGGCCUUACACGACACUUGAGAGGGGCUAUGAUCUGGUGACAGGGGAACAGGCCCCUGAAAAGAUUCUCAGGUCUACUUUCAGCUUGGGCCAAGGCCUGUGGCUUCCUGUCAGCAAAAGCUUUGUGGUUCCACCUGUGGAGCUGUCCAUCAACCCCCUGGCCAGCUGUAAGACUGAUGUGCUCGUCACAGAAGACCCUGCAGAUGUCAGGGAAGAAGCGAUGCUGUCCACCUACUUUGAAACCAUCAAUGACCUGUUGUCCUCCUUUGGGCCAGUUCGUGACUGCUCUCGGAACAAUGGGGGCUGCACUCGCAAUUUCAAGUGUGUGUCUGACCGGCAGGUGGACUCCUCGGGAUGUGUGUGCCCCGAGGAGCUGAGGCCCAUGAAGGAUGGCUCCGGCUGCUACGACCACUCUAAAGGCAUCGACUGCUCCGAUGGCUUUAACGGAGGCUGUGAGCAGCUGUGCCUGCAGCAGACACUGCCUUUGCCCUACGAUGCCACCUCCAGCACCAUCUUCAUGUUCUGCGGUUGUGUGGAAGAGUACAAGCUGGCUCCAGAUGGAAAAUCCUGCCUAAUGCUCUCAGAUGUCUGUGAGGGCCCCAAGUGCCUCAAAUCUGACUCCAAAUUCAACGAUACCCUAUUUGGAGAGAUGCUACAUGGUUACAACAACCGGACCCAGCAUGUGAACCAAGGCCAAGUCUUCCAGAUGACCUUUAGGGAGAACAACUUCAUCAAGGACUUUCCCCAGCUGGCUGAUGGGCUGUUGGUGAUCCCUCUGCCGGUGGAGGAGCAGUGCCGGGGGGUCCUCUCUGAGCCCCUCCCAGACCUCCAGCUGCUUACUGGAGAUAUCAGGUAUGACGAGGCCAUGGGUUACCCCAUGGUGCAGCAGUGGCGUGUCCGGAGUAACCUCUACCGUGUGAAGCUCAGCACCAUCACCCUUUCAGCAGGCUUCACCAACGUCCUCAAGAUCCUGACCAAGGAGAGUAGUCGGGAGGAGCUGCUGUCCUUCAUCCAGCACUACGGCUCCCACUACAUCGCAGAGGCCCUCUACGGCUCAGAGCUCACCUGCAUCAUCCACUUCCCCAGCAAAAAGGUGCAGCAGCAGUUGUGGCUCCAGUAUCAGAAAGAGACCACAGAGCUGGGCAGCAAGAAGGAGUUUAAGUCCAUGCCCUUCAUCACCUACCUCUCAGGUCUGCUGACAGCUCAGAUGCUAUCAGAUGACCAGCUUAUCUCAGGUGUGGAGAUCCGCUGUGAAGAGAAGGGCCGCUGUCCAUCUACCUGCCAUCUUUGCCGCAGACCAGGCAAGGAGCAACUGAGUCCCACACCAGUGCUGCUGGAGAUCAACCGUGUGGUACCACUUUAUACCCUCAUUCAAGACAAUGGCACAAAGGAGGCCUUCAAGAGUGCACUGAUGAGUUCCUAUUGGUGUUCAGGGAAAGGGGACGUGAUCGAUGACUGGUGCAGGUGUGAUCUCAGUGCCUUUGAUGCCAGUGGGCUCCCCAACUGCAGCCCCCUUCCACAGCCAGUGCUGCGGCUGUCCCCAACUGUUGAACCCUCCAGCACUGUGGUCUCCUUGGAGUGGGUAGAUGUUCAGCCGGCUAUCGGGACCAAGGUUUCUGAUUAUAUUCUACAGCACAAGAAAGUGGAUGAAUACACAGACACUGACCUGUACACAGGAGAAUUCCUGAGUUUUGCUGAUGACUUACUCUCUGGCCUGGGCACAUCUUGCGUAGCAGCUGGUCGAAGUCAUGGAGAAGUCCCUGAAGUCAGUGUCUACUCGGUUAUCUUCAAGUGUCUGGAGCCCGAUGGUCUCUACAAAUUCACUUUGUAUGCUGUGGACACACGGGGGAGGCACUCGGAACUCAGCACAGUGACCCUGAGGACAGCCUGUCCACUGGUAGAUGACAACAAGGCAGAAGAGAUAGCUGACAAGAUCUACAAUCUGUACAAUGGGUACACCAGUGGAAAGGAGCAACAAACUGCCUACAACACAUUGAUGGAGGUCUCAGCCUCUAUGCUGUUCCGAGUCCAGCACCACUACAACUCUCACUAUGAAAAGUUUGGCGACUUUGUCUGGAGGAGUGAAGAUGAGCUGGGGCCCAGGAAGGCUCACCUGAUCCUGCGGCGGCUAGAGAGGGUGAGCAGCCACUGCUCCAGCCUCCUGCGAAGCGCCUAUAUCCAGAGCCGUGUGGACACCGUGCCCUACCUUUUCUGCCGCAGCGAGGAGGUCCGGCCUGCAGGCAUGGUGUGGUACAGCAUCCUCAAAGACACCAAAAUCACGUGUGAGGAGAAGAUGGUGUCCAUGACCCGAAACACGUACGGAGAAUCCAAGGGCCGGUGAGGGAGGGAGCUGCCCUCCAUGAGCACAGAGACUCUCCGUGGGAAGGGGAGCAGCACUCUCGUGGAUCCUGGGGCCUGGGUGGGCUGGGAGACAGCAGAGGACGGGCCUGGCAGAGGAAGCUUGCCAGCAAGGCCAAAGCAAACUGUUUCUCCUGUGGAUAGCAGAGAACUUUGUAACCAAUGGAAUUAUUCAUUUUUCUUUAUCCUUUAUUUUUUCUAAGAUAUUAUUUGACUCUAUCAAAAGUCUCUCCUUUUUAAACCUUUUCGUAUGGAUGGCGUUCAGUCUCAAGGCAGGAGCUUUCAGGUGGAGACCAAGCGGCCUUUCCUCUCCUUCAUCCCUCCUGCCAUACUCAGCUUCCUUCCUGGAUGGACCCCUGGAGGAGACCUAAGGAAGACAGUUUGACCUUCAGCAUCAGGAAGGAAGCCCAGUCCAGAGGAUUUUUGCAGUGAGGAAGCUCGGGUCUUUAAGGACUUUCUCUCUCUCUCUCUCUCUCUCUCUCUCUCUCAGACUGAUUGAGUUUGCAGGACCCCUGUCUCUUCCUGCUACUUGUGGGUCUGCUCAGAGUCCCCGCAGACCUAUCCAUGCAUUAAAAAUUCCUAUUGUCUCUCUUUCUGUUUGGGUGGUUUUCUUACCAAUGAUAUACAUUCCAGGGACCUCUGUUUAUUCACUCAACAAACAUUUACUGCGUGUCUACUCUGUGCCUGCAACAGAGCAUGCAACUAAAGACAGAAAAACUUCCUGCCCUCAAGGAACUUAUGGCCCAGUGAUUAUUACAGAGAAGCAGUCUGGUGGCUUCAGCCUCUGAGAGGAAAUAAUGAAGGGUCUCUGCACUCAUUGUUGGGUCCUGAAACACACUGGAGGAAUUCUGAAAUGAUACUUAAGCCCAGAGGAUGAGGAAGAAGAAUCCAGACAGAGGUGGAAAGGGUGGAUUUGUUCCAGGCAGAAGGGAAUCCAUGAAAAAAAGAACAGAACAGAACAGAAAAAGAAAAGAAACCAACCCCAGGAUGAAAGAAAGUGUAUCUCAUUGGAGGUCUGAAAGCAUUUUAAUUAGAAUAAGAACU